Molecule: messenger RNA, 2465 nt
Organism: Archocentrus centrarchus (flier cichlid)
Lineage: Eukaryota; Metazoa; Chordata; Actinopteri; Cichliformes; Cichlidae
Gene: tfdp1a
Product: transcription factor Dp-1, a
Exons: 12
Coding region: 225-1466 (413 amino acids)
Biological process (GO): regulation of cell cycle; regulation of transcription by RNA polymerase II
Cellular component (GO): transcription regulator complex; nucleus
Molecular function (GO): RNA polymerase II transcription regulatory region sequence-specific DNA binding; DNA-binding transcription factor activity, RNA polymerase II-specific
Source: RefSeq, a predicted model, not a curated record
CCGCUUUGCUUUCGUCUCAUUCAUGCUGUCCAAUCAGGCUCCACUAAAGCGAGGCACCGCCAAGAUCAGAUUGUGAGAGACGCUGCAGUAGCAAGGCUAACGGAGAGUGGAUAGAAAAGGCUAGCGAGCGAGUUGUUAACCUGUAAGGUGCACCGGGUUCUGAAUAGUAGCUGGCAGAGAGUCUUUUUAGCUCAAGACAUAACUCUUUUUGGUCCUUUGGGAUCAUGGCUAAAGAUGCUGGUCUAAUUGAAACCAAUGGAGAGCUGAAGGUUUUCAUCGAUCAGAAUCUGAGCCCUAGUAAAGGUGUCCUGUCCUUGGUUACUGUCCAGCCUACAGCUGCCCCUGUGGCCAAACAGCUACUACCCAAAACCCUUGGGCCAUCUAAUGUGAACAUCGCUGCACACAUGCAAAAUUUGCCACACAUGGUGAUUGGAACACCCCAGAGGCCUACAGUAUCAAAUACCAUUUUGAUAAACAGUCCACACACCCCCACUUCCCAGUUCCACACACAGAGUCAACCAGCCGAUCCCUCUCCUUGGUCAUCAACAAAGCGUGGGAAGAAAGGGGAAAAGAAUGGGAAAGGCUUGAGGCAUUUUUCCAUGAAAGUGUGUGAAAAGGUGCAGAAGAAAGGAGUGACCACUUACAAUGAAGUGGCAGAUGAACUGGUGGCAGAAUUCAGCUCAUCAGACACCCACAUGUCACCGAAUGACUCACAUGUGUAUGACCAGAAGAACAUUCGGCGGCGCGUUUACGAUGCACUUAACGUGCUCAUGGCUAUGAACAUUAUUUCUAAAGAGAAAAAAGAAAUCAAAUGGAUCGGCCUACCCACCAACUCAGCGCAAGAGUGCCAAAACCUCGAGGUGGAGAGACAAAGGCGACUGGAAAGGAUUAAGCAGAAACAGUCACAGCUUCAGGAGCUCAUACUGCAGCAAAUAGCUUUUAAGAACCUGGUUCAGAGGAACAGACAGACAGAGCAGCAGGCAAACCGACCUCCACCUCCCAACUCCAUCAUCCACCUUCCUUUCAUUAUUGUCAACACCAGCAAGAAAACGGUCAUCGACUGCAGCAUAUCCAACGACAAGUUUGAGUAUUUGUUCAACUUCGACAGCAUGUUUGAGAUCCACGAUGACAUUGAAGUGCUAAAACGUAUGGGCAUGGCCUGUGGCGUGGAGGUGGGAAAGUGCUCUCCAGAGGAUCUGAAGGUAGCACGUAGCCUGGUGCCCAAAGCUCUGGAACCUUACGUUAUAGAAAUGGCAAAAGGUCCCAUCAGUAAUGUCUACAUCACUGGAGGAUCCUCUGCUAAUGGAGCCCGUUACCCCGCAAGCAGUGAUGGCUGCACUGAUGGCACCAUGGCCUCCAGCUCAAAUGAUUCUCACUACAGCGGGUCUCGUGUGGAGACUCCAGUGUCUUACAUGGGGGAUGAUGAUGAUGAGGAUGAGUAUGAUGAGAAUGAUGAUGAAGACUAACCUAUCUACACCUCGCCACUCCAACAAGCACAGUCUUCAGAACCACCUUCACCGUGGAAAUUUAGUCCACUUUUGUGUGUGCUUUUUUUCAACCUCCCUCCUCCCCCCCCGUUCCCCUGUAUUUCUGUCUGGCUUUCUCAGGGGUGUCAAUGAAUAUUAAAAGAAUGGAGGUCUUUGUUGCACCCAUCUUUUUCUGCUCCUGAAUCACCUGCACCACAGCUCAGUGGGAGGUGUCGUCCAAGGGAACUGUAGUCUUUGUCCCUGCCACCUGAAGUCUUUGUCUAAUCCACUUCUUAAUAAGCCAUCCCACUAAAAGCAACUCUGUAAAGCCUACUGCUAUUGGAGAAUGUAUAAUGUCCUGUUUGACUUAUGAUUUUUGCCGUUGCAUAUGGCAGACAUGAUGAUCAAAAUGUUCCAAGGUGGCCAAAGUGUCUGCUGUAAAAUGCUUUGUUAGCGCAACACCGUGGAUUCUGAAUACAGAUGCCACUGCAUCACAGGAUGGGGCUCCAUCAGAUUUCUUGAUCCUUUUUGUUUUGUGUUCUGGGCAGUUUGAAAUAGUUUCCCGAUUGUUUUGGGCUGGCUUCCUUCUGUUCUGUAGGCAGCUGCUUUCCUGAUCUUGUUUGCUAGGUUUAUUUGUAUUCCAGAGUUGAGGAAUUCUCCAUCACCGCCCUGUUGAUGCCUUGGUAGUGUUUACAAAAUAAUGGCAGCAGCGAGGUAAAGGCUUUUGUAACCCAGGCUCCUGAUGGGUAAAUAAGCUUUGUUUGUUAAUUACAUAUAUGAAUCCUACAACAAUUGUAGCUUAUAGUUUCCUUUAGAAGCCAGUGGUAAAGAUAGACCUACAAAAAUUAUUGAUGUAACAAUGUGUGGUUGUAUAGGUCUUUAUGUACACACUUCAGAGAUCUCCCUUUUAAAACUGAGCAACACGUGUACUGACUCUUCCAAAUACCUUUUCUGUAAUCUAAUAUAAGUUUGCAAAUUAAAUAUAGAUUGUUUUAAUAA